Cylicocyclus nassatus is the source of this 264-nucleotide messenger RNA. Lineage: Eukaryota; Metazoa; Nematoda; Chromadorea; Rhabditida; Strongylidae. The record is from the annotation of a GenBank genome assembly.
AUGCUUCUGCACCAUCUGCUGCCGUUUGUAUUUCUGUUAUUUGCGAGUGGAGUCAAUGGUAUUAUUAGAUACUGGCCACUAGAACCCAUCUGCGAGGAAACUCCUAGGGAUUUGUUGGACUGGUACGGUGUGAGAUAUGUCACAGGAACGGAUGGAAGACCUAUCGUCUACUAUUUCGAAGAUUCUUAUGAGAGCUACGAGGAGAAAUAUUGGGAAUAUUUGGAAACAGCCCUUUGGGAGCUACUUUGGAACUGGCGCCACUAG